AUGGCAACUAGCAAAACAAAUGACACAAAAAACGUUCACCCAACAUCUGGGAUCUCCACACGUGCAACUGUAAAUCGACAAAUGAUCAUGCAAAGAAUACAAAAUGUCCUCCUUAUUUGGUUGGACAACAAUAUUAAUGAAAAUAAUGCUGAUUGUAGCAAUACAAUCAAACAAUUAAAACGUGUGGUUAACAACAUAAACACGUUUACAGAUGGUGAAGAAUGUGUCGAAUUUAUUCAAACAAUUAACAACAACAAAGUGUGUAUGAUUGUUUCUGGUUCAUUUGGAAAACAUAUUGUGCCUCAUGUGCAUGAUCUGUCUCAAGUAGAUACCAUUUUCAUUUUUUGUAACAAUCAAGAAUGGCAUAAACAAUGGGCCAAAGAAUGGCCUAAAAUAAAAGGUGUCUUCACAGAUAUAACAUCAAUCUGUGAAGCUCUCAAGCAAGCUGCGCAACAAUGUGAACAAAAUGCCAUCUCAAUCAGCUUUAUGACAUCAAACAAGAAAUUGGAUCAAUUAGAUCCAACCUUUAUGUAUACUCAGAUCUUGAAAGAGAUCUUAUUAACUAUCGACUUCGAGGAUAAACAUUUCAAAGAAUUUAUCACUUAG
This is a messenger RNA of Adineta steineri, 606 nucleotides long. The record is from the annotation of a GenBank genome assembly. NCBI's taxonomy places the organism in Eukaryota, Metazoa, Rotifera, Eurotatoria, Adinetida, Adinetidae.